GCGGUCGCCGGCGUUCCGGAGCCCAGACGCAGCCUCUGCGUCGCCAGGCACCUUGUGUUCGGUCAGCGGCGUGAAGGUCUCGCCGCAGCGUGUCGUCCGCGCCGCUCGGCCCGUUGUGAGCCCGUGUGCUCGCCGGGUCGGCCGGCCGGCGCAGCUCCAGCCCGUAUCCCCCGGCUGGUCCGGGGGGGUCCGGGCACCGCCUCGACAGCGCCGCCGCCGGACGCGCGGAAUGGACCGCAGCCCGCACCCCGAGCGGACGGCGUCAUGAGGCACCUGCCGUACUUCUGCCGCGGCCAGGUGGUGCGGGGCUUCGGUCGCGGCUCCAAGCAGCUGGGCAUCCCUACAGCUAACUUUCCUGAACAAGUAGUAGAUAAUCUUCCAGCUGAUGUAUCCACUGGCAUAUGUUAUGGUUGGGCCAGUGUUGGAAGUGGAGACGUCCAUAAGACGGUGGUGAGCAUAGGGUGGAACCCAUACUACAAGAAUACAAAAAAGUCCAUGGAAACUCAUAUCAUGCAUACUUUCAAAGAGGACUUCUAUGGGGAAAUUCUCAAUGUGGCCAUUGUUGGCUACCUCACACCAGAAAAGAACUUUGAUUCUUUAGAGUCACUUAUUUCAGCAAUUCAAGGUGAUACUGAGGAAGCCAAAAAACGACUAGAGUUACCAGAACAUUUGAAACUCAAAGAAGACAAUUUCUUCCCGGUUCCUAAAAGCAAAAUAAUGAAUGGCCACUGAUGGAAAAGCAUCUUAUUUAUUCAUUCACUAUUUCCUAAUAUUUUACUGCUCAUAACUCUAC
Molecule: messenger RNA, 793 nt
Organism: Balaenoptera ricei (Rice's whale)
Lineage: Eukaryota; Metazoa; Chordata; Mammalia; Artiodactyla; Balaenopteridae
Product: riboflavin kinase-like
Exons: 1
Coding region: 265-732 (155 amino acids)
Biological process (GO): riboflavin biosynthetic process; FMN biosynthetic process
Cellular component (GO): mitochondrion
Molecular function (GO): riboflavin kinase activity
Source: RefSeq, a predicted model, not a curated record